AUGCUCCUAUCCGAGACCAAACUCAACCACCACCACAAAAUAGAAUUCAAAAAUUAUAACUUCAUUAGGAACGACAGAAAAGACGCGAAGCGAGCGGGCGGCACGGGAAUCCUCAUAAGAAAAAAUAUUAAAUUUAAACACAUCCCCAACAAUAGCAACGAACCUCCAAAAAGUCUAGAAUCUUCAACCAUAAAACUCAAACUACACAACGUCAACCUCUUCUUAAUCGCCGGAUACGCCACCAGCAAUUGCAAAAAAGAAUUCAUCAAGGAACCCGACGACCUAUUCAAAUCCCUAAAACUCCAUAAAUCAGAAAACUUCUACCUACUCGCAGGAGACCUAAACGCCAAACACAAAAACUGGGGCAACCCAAUCAACAACAGUAGAGGAACCUCCCUAAACAAAUGGAUACAGGACAACACCAUCCAAUACCGCACCUCCCUACUCAGUACAACGGUCCCAUGGUAUCCAACCAGCGGAGCCUUUAUGGAUAUAUGCAUAGCCGACAACCGAAUCAAAAUCAUGAACUCCCCGGGUCCACAAAAACUAGAAUCAUUCGACUACGACAGCGACCACAAAGUAGUAAAAAUCCAAAUCCAGACACCAACCCGACAAGCCCUAGAAACAGCCGAACCAUCACACACACACAAAUUCAACUACCAAAAAGCAGACUGGAAUAAAUUCAAAAAGCUACUCACAAAAACAGACAUCUCAUUUUUACCCAACAACAGAAACAUGACAAUAGAAGAGAUAGACCACAGCAUAAACACAUUAGACUACCACAUAAACAACGCCCUAGAAGCCGCCGUCCCACGCGCAUAUUCAAACCAGAACUCCACAGACAAAUACAUCACCUCAAAAAUUACCAAACUCUGCAAACAAAAAAAACUACAUUCUCACGCCAUUAAACAGACUAACCAAAAUAAAAAACUACACACCUAA
Molecule: messenger RNA, 942 nt
Organism: Megachile rotundata (alfalfa leafcutting bee)
Lineage: Eukaryota; Metazoa; Arthropoda; Insecta; Hymenoptera; Megachilidae
Source: RefSeq, a predicted model, not a curated record